UUGCACGGCUUCCCUCGAAUUCGACACGCGAUUGGCGCUGAACGUGUGUUCAGCGACGUAUGCGCACCAGUAAAAAAAAAUUGUAGUCUUCGAGUGUCUGGAAAAGUGGAAAAUCAAGAUGGCAGCUCUAAUGAACCGCGCGACGUGCACAUGGCCGAGAGAGCGAGGUUUCAGGUACAGUUUCAGAUAAUCAGCAGCUACAGAAAAUUAGCAAAAUGAAUUCUACUAUAUUGGAUAAUUUCAAUAAACUGAAAAGUGACAACAAUUCCGUGAGAUUAGAUGCCGGAGUCGCGUUGCUAAGUAAUCUAUGUCAAAACACAAAUCAAGAUGACAAUAAAGAAUUUGACUUUGCGCUUGUGAGACUAGUGCGUGGUUUAGGAGGUUCAAACCUGUUUGGAAGAAAAGGGUUUUAUAGUACUUUGACAAGUUUGUUAAUGUUACAUCCUGAAACUUCAGUGGAAAAACUUUUGUCCAUAAUGAAUACUCAAUUGCAUCCAGCUGGUGGAAAUUCAAAAAGUGAAAAUGCUGACAUAUAUGCAGGACGUAUACUGUUAUGUGGUGCACUUAUAAGAUCCAAGUUGCUUGCUCAAAGUUCGGUUGAAAUUCAACAACAAAUUGUAAAGAUUCUUUUAAAAGGUGGCAAGGAGCGCAGCUAUCUGUUGUUAAUCUCUGUUGUGUUUCUCAAUGAAUUUAUUGUUCAACUUGAUACCAAGUCUAUGAAAAAGGCAGUUUGGCCUUCCAUUAAAGAAGAAUUUAGCAAGCCAUGGUCUGAAUAUACUCUGGAUACAUUUUAUAUGCUUCUAGUUGUUAGAGACAAACAUCCAUCAUUAGUUAAUUGUGAGUUUUUGAAAGAGCACUUGGGCGUGGAGGAUAUUAUUGCUAAAGAGUCCAUGGAAGAAAUAGUUCAAUUUUUAAUGAGUCCACGUGGAAUUGUUUCUUAUCAUCAUCCGGUGUUUAAACUAUUCUGCGAAAAGUUACUGUCGACUAAAUUUGUAGCAGAUUUCUGGAAAAUCAUUGAUAACAAAUUUGUAAAACCAUCAGCAAAUGACGAGUGCGUUGCUACAGAAAUCGUACGACUGAUACUAUUGAAUGUUACAGAUAAAACUGUAAUUCCACUAUUAUUAUCUCCAAAUCUGCUACAACACAUGUUAAACAAGUUUUCUAGUUGUAAGAAGAAUAAUAACGAUAAAGUUUUAAUAGCAUUCAGAGAGAUUUUAAAUAUGGUUGCGUCCGCUACAAGCGACAAAGAUGUCAAGACAAAGACACAGCUGAGCAUUUUAAAAAAGCUCAUAUUGCAUCCAAGUGAUUUAAUGAUAGAAAAGAAGACAGGCACAAAAGUGAUUCAGAUAAUUACAGGAAACUUGAAACUAGAUGGUAUCAAAAAAUUGUGCGAAUUAUAUAGAGAUAUUAUAGAAAACAAGUUUUCAAAAGAUAAAGAAGAUACCAAAGCGAGAUUGUGGACAAAUGCUGAGCGAAGUUACGCAGCACAGUUAUUGACCAGAUUAAUGGGUCAUCGAGAGACACUUACGGAUCAUAAUUGGAGACUUGAACAGCUAAAAUUUUUGUUUAGCUACGGAUUGUGUGAAAUGCCAAAUGUUGGAAUUGAAUUAGCUUCUCAACUUAAGGACUCAUUUUAUCGUGCCUUGGAUCACAAGUUACCCAAAUUGAAUGAUACCCGAAAUCUGUUGAAUUUACUUGUUCAGGAUUUAAAUUCGAAGCUGCUUUCAAACGAGAUACAAUUGAGAUCGUCGUUAAACGAUGAAGCAGCCAAUGCUUGGAAACGAGUGAUAGAUAUGAUUGAAAAACUUAAAAAGAGUACGAAGAAUGCUGACGUCUUGUUUCAUACAAUGAACUUACACAUGGGUCUGCAGUUAUUCUCAGAUUUUGAAAUGGCAAUCAUGUCGAUUAACGAACUUCAAUGUUGUUACGAAAGAUCAAUUAAAAAGUCAAAGGGACGUAAGAAGCUGAAUAAUGCAACAGCAGAAGAAGAGGAACCGGAAUGGGUUGAAGUAGUAGUGGAUCUAUUGUUGUCUCUUUUGUCCAGAGACAAUCACUUGUUGCGCUCAAUAGUUCGCUGUGUGUUUCCACAUAUUUCUCCCUAUUUGACUCCAUCUGCUGUUUAUCAAAUAAUAGCUGUACUAGAUGUACAAAAUGAUCAGAAUCCACUUACUAUAAAACAAAAUAAUGAUAAAGAUUCGUCAAGCAUAGAAAGCGAAUCGGAUGAUGAUGAUGAUAAUGAUGAUGAUGAUGAAGAAGAAGAAGAAGAAGAAGAAGAAGAAGAAGAGCAAGAAGAAAGUACUUUAAACGGUGAAGUUUCGUCGGAAGUAAGUGAAUCCGAAUCUGAGAAUGAGGUAGAUGAAGACGACGGUGAUGAGAAUGAAGACGACACAAUAAAUGACAAAUUAAGAAUGGCAGUACGUCAAGCUUUAGGUGAUGCCGCAACACAAACCGAUGAUGAAGAUAUCGACGUCGAUCAAAUUGGAGAAGAAGAAGGCAAGCGACUGAACGAAUCGUUAGCGGCGGCUUUCAAAAUUUUACGAGAAAACAGAAAAGCACGUUCUAAAAAGCAAGGAAAGACGAAUCAAGCAUUAACACAUUUUAGAAUUCGCGUCAUAGAUUUGUUGGACAUUUAUUUGGAAACUUGUCCGUCUAUGGCUGUCACUCUGGAUUUGAUCGUACCGCUUUUCAAUUUACUUGAAUUUUGUAUAAAAGAUCCGCAUCAGAAACCGCUCGAACACAGAGUACGGAGUUGUUUGAAAAAAUUAUCAACCGUGAAAAAAUUCAAAGAUACAACAGGUGUGGAUGAUACCUUGAUAACAACGAUGUUAAAGCGUCUACUUGAGAAAGGAGAUCGUUCCGCUUUGGUGUGUCAAGAGAUAAGCGACAAAUUGGCAGAGUGUUGCACAUUUGUUGUGAGAUGUGCGCAACAAGCCAACUUAUCCACCGAAAAUAUUAUUGAAAUUUACGGCGAGAAUUUAACCGCGUUCUUUAAGAAACGAGAUUUUGUACUUUCGUCCGUAUUGUUUAAGAAUGUAUUGCAGUUGUGCUGGGAAGAUAAUUGGCGCUUGGCACCUCUAUUAGUGAACUUUGCUUUUGACAGCAGUAUUCGAUACUUCCGCAGAAAUGAAGCGCUUGAGCUGUUACUAAUUUUAUAUAAUAAUAAUCGACUACUGCAUAUGGAUUCUAACAAGUAUAUCGACCAGAGGAAAAAAUUAGAAAAAACGCUGUAUAAAAACACCAUAGACACGUUCAAAGAGUUAAGUUCGCAUGCAAGUGAUAACGGUCAACAAGUCGCUUCGUGCAACGGCACUGGUGUACAGAAAAAAGUUUUGCAGAAGUUUAUCGGUCAUCUUUUAAUAUUGUUGCGUGCUGUUCACACAAAUCAUUGGCCGGAAGCAUGGAAUUGGGAAGCCGUGAAAAUGGCAUUGACAACAUAUAAAAGUAGAAAUGUUCUUUCUAGAGACACGAAAAAUGCAUAUAAGAAGUUGGCAGUAAAAAUAGGUGCUCCAAUAAAUGUGCCGUUAAUCACUAACAAGACCGAGGUGAGUAACUCGAAUAAUAUUGAUCCGGAAAGUAACGGCAAACAGAAUAAUGUUACAUCUCAAAAUGGAAAAACAAGUGAUUUAGAAGAAGAAAAAGAAGAACAAAGUGCAAAUAAUAAAAUACAAAAGAAAAAAAACAAGAAUAAAAAAGAGACGCAAUUAUUGAAAAAAGAAGCGCGUGAAUUACGCGCGAAAACUAUGUCUGAGAAUUUAGAGCUGUUUAAAUUCAGUAAUGUCAAUUUGCCGGAAAAUGGAAAUAUGACGGACGUUUAUCAAAAUGGGAACUUACACAGUGAGUCUACGAAUACCGCAAAACCGCAAAAAAGAAGUCACGAUAAAACGGCAGAAGGAAAGCGAGAACCGAAAAAGAGAAAAAAGAGUCAUUAAUCGUGCUUUGUAGAAAAAAGUUACUAUUCUGCAAAGAAUAAUGAUGCGAAUAUACACGAAAAUCGAGAUAAAUGUUUAGAACACGCUCGACGAUUACAAAUUAUUUUUCAGGAGUGCCGAUUUUUCCAGAUUUUGUAACAUAUAGAAUAUUUUUAUACAUAAAAUCUCUCUACAUGCAACUAUAAGUGUUUUCCAUUUUAUAAAGCAUAGUAUAUAUAAAAAAUACUUUCUCUUUUACACUCCUAAUUAUCUGAUUAAUUGAACGAGUAAUGUGUAGAAUUAUACGUACUUGACUUGUAUAAUAAAAAAAACUGCGAAAGUUGUAAAAUAAAAUUAUUUUAAGAAAGAUUAUAUUAUUGCAAAAAUUCUCUCUGGAGAACUUAUUAAAUUCUCUCUGGAAACUUAUUAACUUUUCAAAUAAAUUUGUGUAUUUUAUAUUUCGGUACAAGUAAUGUGUCAAACGAGAGAUAACGAAAGAUAAUGAAGGCAUAUAUAUGUGCAUAUUUUGUUUUAGUUUAUUUGAGCUUCUAUAUAUGCGCGCGAUAAACUUGUGCACUAAUGAGUCAGUACACAAGUAAAAUUGUAUUCUAAACAUUUAUCAAAGUGAAUGUUUUAUUUUGAUAAAUUUAAAUGUUGUACAUCGGAGUUUACUUCGCUUAUUUUACGUCUUUCUUACGAACAGUUAUGUGCUCUUCACGGUCUCUUCUCGUCCUCCGACUAUCGAUAAUCGCACGUGACCGUGCAACGGAUAAAAAAAUGUAAUCUUACAGACGUGUGAAGUGGAUUUACGUAACUCGUGAAUCCGUCAAAGAGGAAAAGAAAGAGAAACAACCUUUAUCAUAUGUACAUGCAAGGUUGCACGACGUAAGAUAAGCAAACCUUCGUCGUAUUUUAUUCUUAUUAUGGAUGUUUCAAAAUUCACUGCCAGUACUAAAAAUGUAUAUAAUAUGCGUAUAUGAAUUAUAUGUAAAAAUUAUGAAUUUUUAAUGCUAGCAAUGAACUUUGGAAAACCUGUGCGUACAUUGAUAAACACAAUUAUGUAAUUUUUAACGCAAGGCAAAAAAAAUCACAAAAAUGUAAAAAUAAAAAUGUUAAGUAACUCGAAUAAUCUGUUGGAUGUUAAUUGAUUCACGUAUCUAUAUUGAGAAAUAUUAGGAAACUUUGCUUUAUCAUAUUAUGUGUAUAUAUUAGCGUAUAUAUUAUGUGUAUGUUACGUUUUAUUAUCAUGUAGUUGCAUAAUGACUUGUCUUAUCGCUAACAAAAAUGUGUUAGCAUUUGCAAAGUAGUUUAAUAAGAUUAUUCCUUUAUCUAUCGAAUAUUAUCAACUGCGCAGAUGUUUUUGCAGAAGAGAG
Messenger RNA from Pseudomyrmex gracilis, 5281 nucleotides. It is a transcript of the gene Mybbp1A, whose product is annotated as DNA polymerase V. Gene Ontology annotation, cellular component: nucleolus. The record is from RefSeq and is a predicted model, not a curated record. Gene Ontology annotation, molecular function: transcription factor binding; sequence-specific DNA binding; RNA binding. The transcript is spliced from 11 exons. The coding region runs from base 216 to 3929 and encodes 1237 amino acids. Gene Ontology annotation, biological process: regulation of DNA-templated transcription. NCBI's taxonomy places the organism in Eukaryota, Metazoa, Arthropoda, Insecta, Hymenoptera, Formicidae.